Messenger RNA from Pocillopora meandrina, 9968 nucleotides. Lineage: Eukaryota; Metazoa; Cnidaria; Anthozoa; Scleractinia; Pocilloporidae. The record is from the annotation of a GenBank genome assembly.
AUGGAUUUUACUAAGUUUGACGAUCUCUUGAUGGGAAUCCUCCAGCACUGUGAACAAGUGGAACCGUUUUUAGAUGCAAUCUUCAGCUUUUUAGCGCGCAGGACUGACUUCUUUCUAGUGAUGCACAAUAGAGAUGACAAAGUGGGAUUCGCUCCAGGUGUAGCGGAAAAGAUGGUUCUAAAGGUAUGGACGUUUCAUCUAACCGCUACAUGGUUGAAUCUUCAGCAAAUAUUCCAUAGAACGAAGAUUUUAAAGAAUAAUGAACUUCCAUGUAUGCGCAAAAUAUGUUAAUAUAUGACAUUUUUUCGCGAUUUCUGAAAGUUAAUACAGGGUACAUCCUGCAUAAGCAAGUGAUAUUGUGUAUGAAGCCUGCGUGAAUAUGUUUUGGGUGAAAAUGGAAUUGAGGUGAAAAUACAUUCAAACUAGAUUGAAUUGCAUUCGAAAUCAUUUUGUACUUGAUCGGUGUUAGUUUUUACCUCUUGACAGGUUUUGAAAUUGCCUGCUAUCACAUCUGAUAUUAAAUGGAUAAAUUUAGUUGAAUAAAUAAUAGUAAUACGACCGAAUGAAGUCGAAUUCCGGCUGUAAUCAUACAAGUGAUACUUUAAAUGAUCAGUACAAUUACAGACAGAAUUGGAUGAGAGGAAGGCCUGAGAAGCAAAGUUGCCAUCAUUCUACGUUUUCUUGAAUAUCAUUAGUUAACUCAUUGAAAUGUGCAACAACAGCAUGUGCACUUGAUGUGCACUGUCCAGUUUCAAGUAUGACACUGACACUGUCAGCAUGACACUAUCAAAGUAGUCCUCAAAUCAGGAUGGUGAGAACCAAUCAUGUUAAAGGAUAGAUUGAGUUAAGUAUUUCAGUAAUCAAUGGCAAGCGAUAGUUGGAUUUGUUGGAAGUCAUCAAAAAGUGUUAAUUUGAAUGUUGUCAGGUUUAUUGACGAAUGAGUGAGGAGUUGUAUACUAAAUAGUGCUGAUAUUGGGAUUUAGGUAAUAUAGCCAGAAUGAAAAAGGAAAGUCUAUACAGGGUCCUUCCAUGUACUUAGUGUAGAUUGCUGUUGUUGUUUUUGUUGUUGUUUUUUAGAAUUAGAUAUACUUGUAGAUCACACUAUCUGGUGGAUAUAAGCUAAUUUUCUAUUUGAUGCCUCAAAAAGAUUCAAAGUGGUCUUUACUCCUUUCAAAUGACUUACAUGUACAGAAAAGAUCAUGUACCGUGGUUGCAAAGUCCCUUCUCCCUUUCCUCUUUACUUCAUGAUUGUAUUUUAACAGUAACUUAAAAAAUGUGUAGUUUUUGUGGUUUUCAUCAUUAAAUAAUAGUCAACUUAUUGAAUGUCAGGAUUAUCUGUAUUACUUGAUUGAUAUCUUUAGAAUAGUUUCAGGUGAGGCUAAUAAGUGGAUUGAAAUUAAGAUGUUUUUAUUUAAAGUAUAGGUGUUCCAAUCCCAAAGAUUAUUCACUUCUUUAUUUUGGUAUCCAAUCUGCUGAAAACAGCUUACACGGCAGAAAUGUCUAUUCUGAGGUUUUCAGAGUACUUUUGUUAAAUACCUGAACAAAUUAGCUGUCUAUAAAACUGCAAUAUGCAUUGAAGAGGACGGAAUCAUCCCAUGGAAUAGAGUUUAUUUAUUGGUUUUAAUUUAGCACUAUGGGCAUUGAAACACCAUUACGACUUAUAAGGUUGAAAGUCAUGGGUUCUUAAUCCAAUCUUUUUAUGUAUCCAUAGACUUUAACCCUGGGAAAAUUAUUGUGGGUUACACUCACAAUAUAUGUAUGUAUAUGAGUAAGUAUAAAGUAGGUGAUUGCUAUGCCUUGUUGUUCCGCAAAUGAUGUCCCAAAUUAAGGCAACGAUUGCUUAACAGACAAGUCACAUUCCCUCACCAAUGUGAUUUGGUUAUCAGUGACCUAGCUCCAAAAAGUCUGUCACAAAAGUUUUCAGCUCUUCAUCUCUGUUGUCUGAUCACAUGCACAUUCUAUGCUUGUGACUCAUCCAGAACUGUUCUAAGGUACUUCAACAUAGAUGCUUUUUAGAGGCCUUGAAUGUCAGGAGAUAUUAAAAAAAAAAAACCUAAAAAGGUAACUAGGUAGGGAGAGAUCUCACAACCUGUUUAUGAUGUGUGUAAUAGCUUUAGAACCUGACUGUUUCCAUUUUGAGAAUAAUGGGAAACAGAUGUUAAUAAAAUUAUUUUGUGGCAUGUAAAUUCAUUUUAUAGAGAAGUAACAAUUUAAGAUACAGGAGUAUAGCCAAGGACAAAUGUAUGCCUGCCUCCUACUUUUGUGGAAAAUAAUUUCUCUGGGUUUUUGUUCUACAAGAAAUGUUAUGUUUUUCAUGCCCAGUAAAUAAGCAAUUUCCUUUAAAAAUUAUCAGUUAACCUUUAAUUGUAGGUUUUUUCCUUGCCGUCAUGAGUUAACUGAUGUAGUGUGUGAUGAUAAUAGAUUUUAUUUAACAUGAAUUAGUUAAGAGUUUCUGUUUCUUAUACAGAUCUUCAAGACUCAUCAACAGAUUGUCACUGGAAAUCAAACAGGAGCUAAAAAACAAGCACAUGGAAAGAUAUCAGGAAAAGGGAAGCAAAAAUGUGCUGACAUAGAGAGAGCAACUGAUAGAGCUUCAGCUGCAAAUGAAAAUGUGAGUUGCUGCUUAUUUGUCACUUGCAGUCCUGGGUCACACAAAGGGUGUUGUCUUAGCUACUGUUAAAUGUAAUAUACCACAGUCCAAAGGAGGCUUUUGGGAGAGUAAAAUGUUUAUAGAGGCAUCUGAGUGCUGUAAUUUUAAGUGCGUUUAAAAUACAAAUUGGUGUUCAACUUUCUGGUACAAUUAUUGACAAAAUGUCAUUGUUUAUAGAGCUCAAUACCUUACUCAAAGUAAUAGCAUCCAUAAUCCUUUACAUCCUAAUGCAACAGUAUACAUAUUAAUGACUGUGAAUAUAUGGAAAUCAUUUACCAGCCUAUGAACUGCAGAUCAAGAAAUUAUUAUAGAAAUAAUCUUCACAGUAAUGAAUACUACAUAAGCAGCCGUGAAAAUAAGAAGCCAACUGGGAGCUGGUCAUUAUUUUUGUUUGUAAUAAACCCAUGAACUGAGAAAUCAAUGACUGCAGGAGUUUCAUUUAGGUUUGGAGCAGGAAGGUAUGUGGAUUUGCCACCUAGCAUACUUAAUGCAAGGCCCUUUGGGCCUUGCCUCUUAGGGGGGUCUGUGGGCAUGCUCCCCCUGACAAAUUUGAAAUUCUCAAGUGACAGAGAUGCAUUUUCCUGCAUUUUAGAGCAGAAACUGACAUGCUUCAAGUGCCAAUUAGGACAUUAUUUCUCUCCAUGAUAGUCUUGAUUUGGUGAAUUAAUCAACAGGUAAAUUAGCUUUCUAAAGCAAAUCCAUAAUCUUGUACAUAUUAAAUUUUCAGAAUAGCUUGCCUUUCAACAGAAAGUGUCAUAAAUGAUGACAGAAGGUGUGAUUUCUGUUUAUGUAAAGUGGGAAAAAGUGUUCACAAGUUUUCAAAUUGUUUUUUGUGUCAGGGGUAUACAAAUUCUACUCAAAGUAUAACCAACAAAAAUGUCAUAGUGUUAGAAUAUAAUGUUUGAUAAUUUCAUACUGAUGGGUUUGCUAACAAACUCCUCAACUUAUUAAGAUCUUUCUUUGCAAGUUUUCUGUCAAUUAGGCAAACAGAGUCAUGCUUUCAAUAACAGAGGAAAUUUUUAUUUCAAUGUGGGAAAGCUGGUAGCUUCCACAGUUAGAUGGAUUUUUCUCAUCACUUGGAAAAGAUUCAAGAUGUCAAAAGCAAUUCAGUGCUAUUGUAAGUUUUUGGCUAGUUUUCUGUGACCAAAGGAACUACUCUGUGUUCAACUUCAGUUGUAUGUUAUGGAGAAGUGAAACAUGAGCCAACCAGAAAGAAAUCAAUCACAUGCUAGGCAACCACUUGAAAGCACGGUCAAAGUGAUAACAAUCCUUCACUCAAUUUACUUUCUUUAGAAAAGAUAAAUUUCUUCCUGUUUUACGACAAGUAUUUUAUUCUUGUGACCUUCAGGUUUGAUUUGGGGUGAUAUUAUGAGGAUGUUUGUAACUCUCUGGGGCUAAAGGGUUGAUGGAAUUGUAGAAGUCUAAGAGAAAAAAAUCAAUUUUGGCACAGAAGAUGCAAGGAUUACCACUUAUUUUGAAAAAUACUGUCUGAGUGAGGAUUUGCAGGAAUAGAUAAAAGGAGAAAUGGAAGAGGGAGUGUCAAUAUUGCAAACUGAAAACCCUUUUUGAGUUAUUUUUUUACAUAAAUAAUCAGAUUGCCACAUUAAGAUAUGUAUAUCACACCAAUCAGAUUGCCACAUUAGGGUAUGUGUCUCACAUCAAUCAUAUUGUGGCAUUUGGAUAUCAUGGACCAAUCACAGUGUUGGGUAUUUUUUCUUGUAAAUGAUGUCAUGGAAUCAGAGGGCUGUGCACAAAGAAUGACAUUAACCAGAAAUUUGAGCUCAUUUGAUAAGUGUUAUUAUUUUGGCCUCUGUAAGAGCCUCGUUGAGUGAAGGUGAGAUUUUUUUGGGGAUUCAAAAGGUUCACAUUUAUUGUUAUUGUACCAUUUUAAAUUUGAGAUGUGUUUUUCCACUCCUUUUCCCACAACACACAUGCAGACAACUUACAUUCCAUCACGUGCUAUGAAAACAACGUCCAAAGUCCAAUCAGAAUAUACCCAAUCAUUGCACCACAUGAACAUUCGCAAAUUUUUUACAUGCUUGAAUUAAAUUCUACCAAUCAAAUUCCAUUUUGCCACAUCAGACUUCGCUCCAUCACAUUAAUUUUGAUUUUCUUUUAGAAGAACAGCUGUAAGUGUAGUCUCUUUUGCAACUGUUAUUUGGUUGCAUCAUGCAAUGGCUCUCUCUCCAAUGGGGGAUAGACAAGACCAAACAGCAGCUGCAAAGGAGACUACAGCAAGCGGGGUACCAAUGCAUUUUAUUUUUGCCCCAAAGUAUUUAGACAAUAGACCACAAAAUAUCAGUGUGAAUUUAGAUAAACUAUGUUUUUCCUCUUUCUCUUGGAGUGAAAUAAUGCAAUAUUUUCGUUCUUUUAAAAGUUAUAAAAACAUUAGGAACACAAAGUGUCCAAUCUCAACUCACCCAGCUAAAAAAAAAAAAAAAACUCUUGCAUGCUUUGGAUGCCAAUGUUUUGUUAAAGAGAGAAAAAUGACAAUUUUUUUCCAAGGAGGAUAGAACAUCCAAAUAGAGGAGCUGUUAAAGCUGAAUAUUAAUUUUCUAUCUCUGUAGACAAGUCUAUCUGCUCCUAUGGCCUCAUCUGAUACAGAUAUAUCUCCAGCAAUCACUUCAUGUGAGGUAGAAACAUCACCCACCAGUGACAAGGGCCACGCCCAACUUCCUGCAUGUACUACUGAAAAGACAUUAAGUGCUGCUUCAACAUCAAGUUCCAAGCCAACAAGGUGUAUCAAUUAUUGUGUUUCUUGAUUUACUUAUUGUUUUUCAUCUUUUUUUUGCUUCUUGCUAAUUGUUUGUUGCCUUGUAAAGCUUUACAUGAACAAAGUUUGGUAGGACAUGUCUUAAGUACACAUACACACUCGUCCUCAAUUCUACACAGAAACCUUUUUUUCUGUGCUGUUUUGUUUGCUGUACUGGUCAUCAAGGCAAAUUUCAGGCAAAAUUCAGCUAAGCCAGAGCUGGAAAUCAUGAGUCUGGGAAUGUGAUUAUAUAGUCGUGAGCAACGGGUGGGUGGUAUUUUUGUAUGUCUUCCCUUCCUAAACUGUUACUGUGCUCUUUUGCUUCUGGAAGUGCUGUGGUAAAAUGAAAUAUAUUUUGUUUGUUUGUUUUUUGGUUCAUAUGUUUGUUUGUAUGUUUUAUGCAAACCUGCAUGCUAGGUGAUGAUUCUUGCAGUAUGAUUGUCUCUCUAACCAUGAGGAGAAUCAGCUAACGCAUUAGAGACUAAACUAAUUUUAAUUUUUUCAGCCUCGCUCAAGUAAGUGAAGACGUAACAAGCAGUGAGAGCAAGGGUCUGGUUCCUGGUAAGACUGCUGAUUGUUACAAUGGAGCUGUUCUUGAGAAGUAUGCAUGGUCACAAACUAUAACUGAUAUUGAAAUAAAAAUCCCUGUGCCAUGUUCAGUAACAAAAGGUCGGGAUGUUGGUGUGGAAAUUAAGAGCUCCCAUUUGAAAGUUUGGUUAAAGAAUGGAAUCCCACCAGAUUCAGGUAAAUGUAUGUUGUAGGGGAAAUUAUUCAAUGCCACUUGGUGAAAGGCCCAAAGAUUUUGAGGAAAAGCCCUUAAACGCUCUCCACAGUGAUCAAAUAAAUUGUUUUUUCCUUCAGAUCAUUUUAAAAGAGUGCAGUGGUAUUUUGAUAAAGUGGAUAUACGUAUCAAUAGAAGCAGAAAGCUAGAUUUGGUUGCAUCUUUUCUAGUUUCUGCUUUUUAUAUGAAAAUGAUUCUUUUGUCUUAUUUGUCAAACAUAUCCUCAAAUUGACAAAGAACAAGCGUACACCCAUUUUAAAUCUGAGAUAGUUUCGGGAUAACCUGACGGCAUGACCUUGAUUCAUUGGUCAUUUCCAACAGACAGCAUUAUUCUUGUUGAUGGAAAACUUCAGUGGCCGAUAAAAUGCGAAGAUUCUAUGUGGUUGUUGGAGGCUGGGAAACAGAUCAUUGUCAGCCUGGACAAAGUAGAGGAGAGGUUUUGGACAACUGUUUUGGAAGGAGAUACCGAAAUUGACAAGACUAAGGUUGACACAACACGAGACAUAAGUGAAUUUGAUGAACAAACUCAGAGUGAUUUUCAGCACGUUAUGUAUGACCAUCAUCAAAAACUUCAGGGCAAACCAACUAGUCAGGAAAUGGUAUGUACAGUAUGAAUUCAAAUUUUCCUUUGGUUGAAUCAUUUUUUUAAUUUCAAGUCAAUUAAAUUUGUGUUAAUCUGGCUCACUUUAUAUUGGUGUGAAAUAGGGAAAAUAAUGAUACUAAUUCGAAAAUCUCUAAAUCAAAGGAAUAAUUGAACCUGUUACGCAGUCAUCUUACGUAUUUUAAUAGCGUUAGGUUUGCUUCAUGAAGUAGAGAUACUUUGCCGAGUCGCCAAUUUAUUCGUGAUUAAAGUGAUUGAAAAGAGGUUGAACAAAGAGAGCUGACAAUAAGGGCAGGUUAAGUUUUCUUCCUACCCCCCCUUCCCUCCACGCCCACCCCCCUCUUCCUUUUGCCGGUCAAUCGCUCCUUGAUAAAAAUUGCCUUCUUUCGCCUGCCAUAUAUUGUUAAGAAUAUCUGAGCUGGUGGCCUCUCAUAUCGCGAAGAGGUUGGCGUCUCUUUGCCAAAGACACGGCUGCACUGCAGGCUGUUAGCGUAUCAUUCAUCCCCUCGAACCUUGAAAGGUUUUCAUGUUGCUUUCACCCACAUUCACUUGCAUUGCACUCGCAUUCAUUUGAUAUACUUUAGGUAAUUAGUAAAUUUUCAACUAAAUUAAAUAUUCGUCCAUUCAUUUUUAUGUCUGUACGCCUAAUUGCAAUAAUGUUAUCAUAGAAAAAAGAAAAAGCAAAAACGAAAAAGGGAAAAGCGAUCUAGGAAUUAAUUAGCAUUGAAUAAUGGCGGAGCUCGCAGAGCGUAGUCCCAUAAUUAUACAAAAUGGUAGUACUAAUAGUAACCCAUCGAGCUGAAAAAAUUUGGACUUACGACCGUACGACCGUACGACCGACCGUACAAGGUGCUACUUUUAACAUGCGUGGUCAACUGUACCGCGGGCACGCCAACGCCACGGCUUUGUCCAGUAGUCCAGUGGUCAUUGCACUGGGCUCCGAGUCGGACGACCCGGGUUCUAGUCCUGGCCGGGUCAAGGCGUUGUGCCCUUGAGACGUGCGGGGAAAAAAAGCGAGCUCCGCUUUUAGGCUUGGCUAAAUCUAUAUAUUACCCUCUGGCCAUAUGCCCGACAGCCGAGCAAAAUUUCCACUAAAUAAUUAUUUCAAACUUCUAGAGAGUAUCACAUAUUUUUUGAAAAAAUUUCCAGCGAUUCCAAAUAUACAUAUAAAUCUGCUAAUGCGGUAUCCUCGUGCCACAUGCUUAUGAUUACCUAACCGCAGUUAGGUGUAUGUGUGUGACUAUGUAUGUUGUUUAUGAUGGUAAUUGAUCUGGGUGAAGUGUCUGAAAUCGUAGGCAAUAUUUCAAAAUGGAACGAGUGCACCGCGAGUUCGAUUUGAAAUCAAACCUGUGAUUUCAGAUCAAAACUACAUGACACGAAGUUAAUUACUACUUUACUACGAUUAUUUUUAAAUCUUAGAAUUAAUCGUCCCAAUACAGGAUAGUAUUUUUUUUAGUCAUGGGAAAAAAUGUGCAAAAUUUGCUGCACGGUGGUUCCUGUGUCUUUCAUUUCCCUGUAAUUAUGAUUGGUCAUUUAAACAAGCCUUGAGGCCGUAGCUGAGGAUACAUCAAUGAGUUCUUUCCUUUUUAUUUAUACAGAAAACCCACGAUCUUCUCAAGAAAGCUUGGAAUGCCAAAGGGUCGCCGUUUGCGGGAACUGACUUCGAUCCAUCAAAAGUGAACAUAUCGCCAAGUUACGGGUGAAUAAAACUCUUCUAACACGCUGAAAGGAGACAGAACAUGCUCUUAAAGACAUCUAAACACUUUAAGUGAAAUAAUGCGCCAUCCCGUUUCGAAAAGUAAGAACCGUGAAAGGUAGUUUUUUGCCAAAUUUGUACAAUGUCAAUUUUACCUUUCCAAAGUAAAUUACAUUACCUCAACGGGAUGUUUUUACAGCCUGGCAAUCAAACAGUUAUUUACCAUCAUCGGGAACUUGCAUAAAUGAAAGAUUCGUGAGGUGCAUUCGAUUUUUUUUUCCUCAUCGUUCAGGGUUUUUAAAAUAGUUGCGUAUAACCAUUAGCCAUCCAACCCUUCUGUUUCAAUUAUCACUCGGUCAGCCUGUGACUCGAAAGUAUGCAUGCAAGGACGUUCGGUCCGUUUGUUAAUUACAUCAGACACGAGAUGAGCCGAAAGACAGAAACUAUCUAUGCAGAAAAUGUGACAAAAUGUGACAGUAGCUGUUGGUAAUUACUCACAAAUGAGAAAUAUUUGUUGAAAUUUAGUAGUAUACUGUUAUUAACUCUUAAUGAAGUGAGAUUUUUCGUCAAGUUUCUUCACGAGACGCUGGAGGGGAAGAUUGGGCAUCAAAAUCACUGGCGAUACCAGGUUCCCUCCCCUUGUCCUGUCCAACAGGCAUAAGAGGAGAUGGAAGCCAUCUGUAGUACGUCAGCCAGUCUAGGAUAGUGACAUACUGAAACUUAACAGCAUCGAAGUAGAUGCCAGCAGGACAACCUCGUGGACUCCUUCGGGAUUGAUUCCGAGAACGAUACGACAGCAUGUGUUCUUCUUCGUCGAACCCAAAUACCGAGAUCUUAAUAAAUUUAACUAAGGAAUAAAUGUGAAGAUAUGAUGCAAUAGGAAUAAUACUCCCUCUACGACGCGUCUUUUAAAGUGGUUUACGUGACUGCUACACAUAAUUACUUCUUUUGUGUCUAAAUUGAAAGUUCCCUCAAAUUGUGUCGCCUUGUCUUCUGUUGAAUUCAUCAUCACACCACAUAUCCAUAAUUAAAGCUAACAGCGGCUUAAGAGCCCUUUAAGCUUGUUGUCUGAGAACAUUUGAAUUAUUAUGACGUAUGUGAGUGGCAGUGGUCCCUUCGAUCAGUUAUCUACCACGUGAAGCAAGGCUUUGAAUUCAGUUAAGAGAGGGAUAGAGGACCGAGUUUGAGUUUAUCUUCAUCACUUCAUUCGUCUGUCUUCCUUCCCAUCUACCCUAGCGUUCUGUUCGCCGCUUUCUCUUUCCGGUUAUUCAACUACGACAUCAAAUGACAAUUGCCUCCUUUCGAAAGUACUAACCACAUCGCGAUGUUUGUGUCUGUUGUUUUAAAGGCCAGCUUCAUUGGAUCCAUCGUAAUCCUGGCAAUGUAUAUGGGGAUCUUGUUCGAUUGAGGUUAAAAUUCACAAUUUGCCACAUCCCUAGUGGGGAUGUUUUCGACAGCAACUCACUCGGACUAAACGACAGGUUUUCC